Messenger RNA from Austrofundulus limnaeus, 965 nucleotides. RefSeq lists its product as uncharacterized. NCBI's taxonomy places the organism in Eukaryota, Metazoa, Chordata, Actinopteri, Cyprinodontiformes, Rivulidae. The transcript has 2 exons. Gene Ontology annotation, molecular function: protein dimerization activity. The coding region runs from base 195 to 860 and encodes 221 amino acids. The record is from RefSeq and is a predicted model, not a curated record.
AUAACUGGAGCUGAGCAGCAAAGGCUGCGUUCAACACCUAAACGUGAACUUCAGCAUUUAAACUUUUACAUUUAGAUUUAAUAUUUACAUAUAUUUUUAAACAUUUUAAUUGAACAUUUAGUGAAAAUUUGCAAAUGUGGCGCCUCUAAUAUGCUUAACGAGUUAAUAUUUCUUAUUUUACUUGGCAACUAGAGAUGACCUUUUCUCCCUUGCUUCUUUUCAGAGGUUUCCUCCCUACGCUUUGUCGAGAACACAAUGUCGGUGUGUCUCAGCUGUACAAAAAACGCCGCACAAUGGGCCCACGUGAUCUUCAGAGGGUGGCUAUAGAGGUUUGUGACUCGGUCCUGAACCAUAUAAGUCACAGAUUUUCAUUCACAAAGCACCUGAUCAGUGCUACACUGCUGACAGCAGACAAGUUCCCACAUUAUAUGGACAACUUCCCCGAAGAGGAACUGAAGACCACCGUAGAGGCCUACCCAAUGCUGAACAAAGCCAAGCUGAAGACUGAACUGGCUCUCAUCUACAGCCUGGAGGAGUUCAGGAGCUGCAGUGGUGCAGUGGCUCUGCACCAGCUCUUCAUGGGGAACAACCUGCAGGACACCUUCUCAGAAACCGUGACCCUGCUGAAGAUUCUGAUCACGACUCCGAUGACCACGUCUGAAUCUGAGAGGUGCUUCUCMACCAUAAAUAGGAUCAAGACUUUCCUCAGGAACACGGUGUCACAGGACCGUCUCAAUGCACUGGCCAUGCUCUCGAUAGAGCAGAAUCUUGUCAAAAACAUCCCUGACUUUAAUCACAGAGUCAUCGAGCAAUUUGCUUCUCUGGAGGACCGAAAGGCAAAAUUCAUGUAUAAAAAAUGAAACACUACCUGCCAUGAUGCUGCUUUUUUUUAUUGAUUGUAUUGUUUUUGUUUGUUUAUUAAAUACAAGGUGUACACCAGUUUCAGUUUUCGGUCGAUCACUGAU